Molecule: messenger RNA, 2682 nt
Organism: Dipodomys ordii (Ord's kangaroo rat)
Lineage: Eukaryota; Metazoa; Chordata; Mammalia; Rodentia; Heteromyidae
Gene: Dele1
Product: KIAA0141 ortholog
Exons: 13
Coding region: 96-1622 (508 amino acids)
Molecular function (GO): protein binding
Source: RefSeq, a predicted model, not a curated record
GGCCGCUGUGGGCACCACGGAGGGUUCUCUAGCCGCCGGCCUACGGUGUAGUUUCGCUUUUUCGGCCGCGAGCAUUCUAUGGUGCCUGCCGGGACAUGUGGCGCCUCACGGGGCUUCUAGGCCGAGUUUGCUCCCGUCUUCCGGGACCUGACUUUCGGGGGGUGACCCCCAAGCCCACCAGCCCAGAUGGGUCUCAGGCAACCUCCUCCACCCUGCUGGUCCCUGUGCCCAGUCUUGACAGGUCUGGCCCCCAAGGCCCAAGCAGGAGCAGAGGCCCAAAGUCACAUGGAUGGAAGGAUGCUUUGCAGUGGAUGUCUGCUCGGGUCUCCCCAAACACCCUGUGGGAUGCCAUCUCAUGGGGCACUCUGGCCUUGCUGGCCCUACAUUUGGCAAGGCAGGUCCACUUCCAGGCAUCCCUGCCAGCAGGACAUCAGCAAGCAGAAUGCUCUUGGCGUAGUCCUUUGCAGCGCUUCCUCCCUGCUCCCUGCUGGCACCGGUACUCUUCUCUGCGGAGCCAUGUUCUCCCCAGCCCUGACAGCCCAGCUUCCAGACACAGUGGCCUCAGGGAACCCAGACUGAGCCAGGAAGAACUGGAAUCUCAGCUCAGGAGUUCUCUUUCACCCAGCUCCUUGAAGGCAACUAAUUCUCAGGAGCCUCCUGAGGAAGAUCCCAGUGAUUUGAACUUCCUUCAAGCCAGCAGUGGCUUUGAGGCCAAGGUACAGCCACAGGCACCUGGUGAAAACAAGGAACAAGAGAAAUCAAAAGCCCUUCCCCUGGAAGAGGCCAUGACUUCCAUUCAGCAACUCUUCCAACUCAGCGUUUCCAUCGCUUUCAACUUCUUGGGAACAGAGAACAUGAAGAAGGGGGAUUACAUGGCAGCCUUUACUUACUUCCAAAAAGCUGCAGACCGUGGAUAUAGCAAAGCACAAUACAACAUGGGCUUGUGUCAUGAGCAUGGCAGAGGCACGUCUAGGGACCUCAGCAAGGCGAUUCUGUAUUACCAACUGGCUGCUAAACAGGGUCAUAGACUGGCUCAGUACCGCUAUGCCAGGUGCUUGCUGCAAGACCCCACCUCCUCGUGGCACCCUGAGCAGCAGAGGGCAAUGUCCAUGCUGGUGCAGGCUGCAGACUCAGGCUUGAGAGAGGCCCAAGCUUUCCUCGGAGUGCUUUUCACCAAGGAGCCAUACCUGGACGAGCAGAAUGCUGUGAAAUAUCUUUGGCUUGCAGCCAAUAAUGGGGAUUCACAGAGCAGGUACCACUUGGGAAUUUGCUAUGAGAAGGGCCUUGGUUUGCAGAGGAACCUGGGAGAGGCUGUGAGGUGUUACCAGCAGUCAGCGGCUCUCGGAAAUGAACCCGCCCAGGAGAGGCUUCGGACUCUCUUUUCCAUGGAGGCAGCAGCCCCAAGGCCCCGCCACCUGACAGUGACAGGACCAAAGUCUUUCUCCAGUCCAUCCCUGUGCAGCCUGAACACCCUGCUGGCAGGAGUUUCUUGCCUGAAUGCUUGGAUGUGUCUGCAUGACUUUUUCAGACCUCCUCAGCCGGUGAAUUCUUGGAGUUCCAAAGAAGAGGCCAGUUAUCCACUCACCUUCCCUUACACCUGGAGCACCUCCUCAACACCAUAAAGAAAAGAAGUAUGUGAAAAUGCAGUUCUGGUUCUGCUAAAUACCUGGCAGUAAAGCCAUGAUCUGACUGAUUUAUUGCUUCCUUAACUGUAGAUCAAGGACAGUGGUAUGUGCCCUCACAUCUAUAGGACUGAGGUAGGGUGGCUCACUGUGAUAGACCUCAUUGUUUACUUUGGCCCCUGAAGUAGGUGAUGCCCCUGGUCAUACCUGUAUGAGUCACCAAACCAGGAUAAGGACGUGGGCUUCCUGACUCCCUUGCCCAGGCUUCUGAUCUGCCAGUUCACAGUCAUUGUCUGUGAAACCAUUGUUAUUGUCCUGCUGAUAUGAGGGAAUAAAUGGAGACCAGGCUCCUGGAGUCUUGGAGCCAGAGAGUGUAGAUUGUGAGUCUUCAUUUGGGAAAGGUGAGCCAGAAAUGUAUGAGUGUUUAAUAAAGCAGAGUGGAUUAUCUCAUCACUCUUGCCCUUGAGUGUGUUGGGGAGAGAUAGGGAGAUGAGCAGGGAGAACUGAAAGCCAAGGCUCCAUCCUCAUCUCUAAACUCUCCAUUAACCAAUUUAAAGGGUCUUAAAAGCUUCUCUAAGAGAGAGACUUAGGAAAAAAAAAUGAUUUCUGAGGCAACACUAAUGACUCCCAAUAACUGAAUUUGUGAAUAGCUGUUCUCUGGCUUCUGGAUGUUAGCCCAAGUUCAAUAGCAUAGAUGUGGUUGAAGAUGGGGGUGGGAGGGACUGAGGAGCAGCCGCACAUACCCCCUGUCUAGUUGACUAAGUAGGAAGGACUAGCCAGAGUGGUGGGUGAGAGGUGGGAAAAUUUGGGGGAAAUGUCUUCAUUUCACUCUCUGCUGCCCACUUCCGCCUUUCACCACUCUCUCAAGUAGUCCCCCGCACCAGUGGGGCUGUAGAUUCUCCCUAUGACUACCCUGUACACUGACCUCACCCCUAUUGAAUCUCCCACAGACAGUGCUCCUUGGCUUUGUAUUCCAAUGUCCCAGCACUUAGCAUACUGCUUUGUACAGGGCAGAAGCUCAGUAUGCAGUUGUAAGCUAUGCAGUGCACUAAUCUCUCCG